Messenger RNA from Rhipicephalus microplus (southern cattle tick), 1004 nucleotides. RefSeq names its product gamma-aminobutyric acid receptor-associated protein. The record is from RefSeq and is a predicted model, not a curated record. NCBI's taxonomy places the organism in Eukaryota, Metazoa, Arthropoda, Arachnida, Ixodida, Ixodidae.
GGACUAUUUACAAACAGUCGUCGCCAUUUUCGACUCCCGCUGGGCAUGGUCGGAGUCGUAGCUCGGUGCGCGCACAGGUAUCGCUCCCUCGUCGUGUUUCGCUUGUACUGAGGCACCAUGAAGUUUCUCUACAAGGAGGAGCACCCGUUCGAGAAGCGGAGGAGCGAGGGUGACAAGAUUCGCAGGAAGUACCCUGACCGAGUCCCCGUGAUAGUGGAGAAGGCCCCCAAGGCCCGCAUUGGCGACCUGGACAAGAAGAAGUACCUGGUUCCCUCGGACCUGACCGUGGGCCAGUUCUACUUCCUGAUCCGCAAGCGGAUCCACCUGCGGCCGGAGGAUGCGCUCUUCUUCAUUGUCAACAAUGUCAUUCCCCCUACUAGUGCCACCAUGGGCUCCCUUUACCAGGAGCACCACGAGGAAGACUUCUUCCUAUACAUAGCGUAUAGCGACGAAGACGUCUACGGUGUCUGAGACACCUGAAGAGCAUUUUUUAUUUUUAACAAAAUUCUUUAUAUAAUAAAAAGGAAUGGCAGGAAGAAAGUUGAAGAAGAUGGAUGCCAAGAACCUAAGUCACAGCGGUUUUUGUGCGCAGAGAUCGUUUUUGACAUAUGCACUUUGUGUAUUUUGCGCCCCGUUGAGCUGCAGAUAUGUUUUCUUUCUUUAGAAUUUGUUAUUUCUUCCUUUCACCUCUUUUGCCAGUAAUGAAAAAUACAAAUCGGCCCCUUGGCUCCACUCUCCCAGUUGGAGAGUGGAGCUGUCUUGUUCGCCAAAGCAUCCUACUGAAGUACAUUGUGUUAGAGACCGAGAUUUUCUUUCUGUACUUGUAUUCUCUCUCCAACUUGCUGGCUGUGCCUAGCGUGGCAAGGAAAACUCCUUAACACCAGAGUAUGCAGUUAUUUAUUUGUUGGAUUGUGACUCAAUGCUUUGCUUCUCAUUUCCUCUUCUCUUGAAUUGUAAAUUCUGUAUUAUAUACUCAAAAUAAAGUAAUAAAAACCACAGACGUC